AUGGAGGAAGAUCAAACUGACAUUAGUCAAAACAUCGGUGCUGAGGAGGGAAAAGCUGAUGCAAGGCUGCAAUCAGGAGAUCCGACAAGCCGAUCGGAUACUCCAGUAAUAGAGAGACAAGCUGAAGAGGACGACAGUGCAGCAGCAGGUGCUACUGCAAGAGAGCAACCACCAACGAACAACAGGGGAAAUACCGAAAUCAAUAUAGAGGGCGAUAAAAACCGCGUCAGAGUGGGAGAUGGACCUACAUAUAAUAUCUUUGUGAUUCCGAUGAUGAUGGACGUAUCGGAUGGCGGGCAGACGGACAAUGCAAUGACACGCCAAUCAUAUAAAGUACUUCACGAUGGAAACCUUGAUGUCAUUCAAAUACUUCGAGAUAUCGUGAAGAAACAUGACGAAACCACCAUCGCCAGCGCAACGAUGGGAUCAGUGAAAUUCAUCCUGCAUGUCAGAAGUCGCAAAGGCCUUGACAGCCUGUGGAAGGAUUACUGCUCCGGGAAACUUGCUCGUGAGUUCGGUGAGGUGCUCGUCACUGACGAACUCACCACCGAGGACAAGAGUUACAUGACAAUCAGGCUGAAGAUACUGGAACGCGACUACGAGAAAGGAUGCCGAUUCUUUGAACCUUUGCAACCUGAUCCCACAAAACGAGUGUUACCAGUGCGCAUGUCGGACUGGACAGUGGAGCAUGUACGGCAAUGGCUUCUGGAUACCGGGGUGUCUUAUUUCGUUGCCGACGAAAUGUACGAGGGAAGCAUAGACGGAAGAGUGUUGGAAAUGUACACAAAAGAUGAUUUGAAUGACGACUACGGAGCGAUGACGAAACGCGACAUGCGUCUUAUUUUAUACAGCAGGGAACGCUGGUUGGAGUCUGAAAAGCAACGACGAAACCCACUGAGACAAGAAGCAGGCAUCGAAUGGGAUAUGCAAAACCAACCCAUGCCGUUAACAUCAGAUCCAAAGGAACUUCAGGCUGACAAAAGUUCUCAACCCGCAGUUCGUCCCAAAGCACCAAGGAUUCGUGACAAGCCAAGUCGAAAGAAAAAGAAAGCGAAGAAAGUUGCCACUGUGCUUCCGCAGCAAAGCCUUGAAACUACUUCGAUGCUUCAACAGUCUGAUCAACCUGAAGAAGACCUCGACAUCACUGAUCAACCACAUGCCCGCCAGCCACCUUUGCAGGCUGUCGACGAAGUGCAGCACCAUGAGGCCAAAUCCCGGGAGCCACAGGCAAAGGAGAAAGACAUGCCACCAGUUGAUGGUCAUGCAUCGAUAGCACGUAAGAUAUCAGAAGUCGCAACGACUGACGAGGCCAGGCUUCGUAUGUUACUCACGGGCGACGAACGUGGUGAGCUUGACCAGUCGUAUUAUCCAGUGCUCAUUGCAAACAAACCUGCAACGCCAGCUGGGAAUGACACAGACGCAAUCGCACGUCAAUUUGGAUUCAUUAAGACAAUCAAGUGGACCACCGUCCUAGACUUUAAUUCGAAAUCCAAAGUGGAUGGGCUAUGCAAGCUGUACCAUGGCGAUCGAAUGGUCUCUCUGCAACAGCCGGAACUAUUCAAACGCAUCGAGUCCGAUGAAGAGUUCCGGAAUACAAUCGAAUUUCCCGAAAAGACAGUCUGGGUGUUCGCAAAUGGGCGUGAAGACGACCAGAAUAUCCAGGCACCUAAGAUGGCCCUGCCUGAAUGGCACAAAGAACGCCGUAGAGAUGUAGAAGCUUCGGUGACAUUCUUCUCUCAACCAUCGGUGAUACCGCAAGGUCGUGCUGUGAUCAUGUUCCUGCUGCUAUCUGAAGAUGACAUCGACAUCCUCUGCGACACUUUUGGGAAACUGUCGUCAUCUUUUCAAAGCCUACAGAACAUCGUCUGCAUCGCCGAAGACCAAGAGCUUUAUUCCAAGUUUGUGAGUUAUGUUACAAGGUGGUUUUCCCAAGAUGAAAUCGACAAAAGGAGUUUGGUGGGGCUUGACUGGCAAGAGAUAAACAGAAUCAUGAUGCGAAUGAAUGGCGUGAACCAGACCACCAAGAAUAAACUUCCUUCCAACUUGCGGCCAGGGCAGUGUUUUCUUUCAGAGAAACAGAAGGACGAAUGGAAUCACAUUACUGUUGUGUGCAAGAAUGAAUGCGAAAAUACCGAUAUGGACGAUACCAGUCCAAGCUACCAGCAGUUUGUUAAAAGAAAGGAGCUAGACUUUUACCACGGUGAGAAAGUUGAUUGGUGGAAUUUCGCAAUCGGUGAAAAAGAGAAAAAGAUUCGCCAAACCUGCGGUCACGUUUUAAAAAGAAAAGGUUUUGGGGAGGUCCUAAGGAAAGUCAGAAAACCACUGGAUAGUUCGAGGAGUGGAGAUAGCUUGAUUGUCACGGUGACACUUCUACACCAACCUGGCGCUGGUGGUAGCACUUUAGCUCGCCAUGUCUUGUGGGAACUUCACAAAGAUUACCGAUGUGUGGUAGUUAACCGAGUUACGAGUCGCACAGUCAAUCAAAUAAUGGAGGUGAGACAGUACGGUUAUGGCAAGGAACAGGCUAGAAAAAUCCUCCCAGUGUGCGUGCUUGUUGACAAUCUCGAUGAUGUUGAAGUGCUGGAUUUGAUAGCAGACUUAGAAGAGAAAUCAAAGUAUGUUCGUGUGGAUGGUGGAGCAGUCUGCGUCCUGCUUCAUUGCAAGCGUAAUGCAGACCCGCAUAAGGCCAUCAAAGCCAAAGAUAGGGAUCCCGACCUCUAUAUUCCCUUGACUCAGAAGCUUAAUCAAACUGAAAAAAAGUGGUUUCAGCAAAAGUACAUUGAAUUGGAACACAAAGAAAACGAGUACAAAACAGGAGAUUACACUCCUGACAAUCUCCUUGCCUUCAUGGUGAUGAAGGAGGAAUUCAACAAGGAGUAUAUAACAAAUGUCGUUUCGAGGAUACUUCAAGACAUCAAGGGGAACGAGCUGAAGCUGAUUAAACUGUGUGCCCUUGUGAACUCCCACAUACAUGAAGCUGACAUUCCUAUCUCUUGCUGUGACACGUUUAUGGCCGGUACAUGGGCCAAAGGGAAGACGAUACACUUCACCAGACAUACUUUGAACUGGGAAAAGUCAGUUUCAGCCUCAUUUAGGAUUAUGGUGGUUCUCACGGAAAACCGAACCAUCAAGAUUUUACAUAAGAGCAUAGCUGAGGAGGCUUUGAAGCAAACCCUGCGAGAAAGCGGGGACCAAUCGCUGGCGGAUGUGACACUGGAGUUUCUGGACAGUGAUCUGCUUCGCUCAAGUUCUUACAGCAGAAAAAAUCUGGCAAAAACAACGCAUGAUUUACUCAUCAGGAGGGAGCGUGUAGAGGACAUGAAGACAGAAUUUUCGGUUCUCAUUGAAGAUAUUUGCGAGAAGCAGGGAUCGGAAAAGGCCAUACAAAUCUUGAAAAAGGGCGUUGAAAUACUUGAAGACGCCUUUGUCGCACAACAGCUUGCAAGAUUUUAUCUCAUAAAAGAGAAGGAUUUCGAAAUGGCGCACACCUUUGCUGUAAGGGCGUUAGAUAUCAAUCCCCAAAACCCUUAUUUUUGGGAUACAAAAGGUCGUGUUUACAAAGCACAUUUUGACACCCUUACUGAACCAUACGUACUUGACCAGCAACCCCUUAGUGAUGAAGUAUGGAACGAAGUAUAUUCCUUGUCCUUCGAAGCCAUGAAAACCUUUCACAAGUCAUAUGAAGUCUCAAAAGAAUCGGCACCAACGCGAAUCGAGUACACUGGAUUAUAUACUGAGCUCAAUGUGGCCUUCCGUCUACUGCAAGUUAUCCAUCUAUGUGUGGAGCCCUUCAGAACCCAGGGUGAUAUCAAUGUUCUGAAGAUGUACCUCCUGAAGUUAAACCUGCCCACGGGCGUUUGUCUCCCAUCGUGGGACAGUGAGACCCAUACUCAAGUUAGGGACUUGAAAUAUAGGGUGGAUGAAGUGUUGGAAAUAAUGGACGGCAAAACUACAUACUACAAGGAUGGCUCGACUGCAAAUAUUGCUGGCCAGAAAUUGGAUGAAAUGAGAGAGAACAUUAAGAAAUAUUCCACGAUAUACAAAAAGUACUAUGGAGAGCCGCAACCAAAGCAAAAAACGAGGUACACUGAUACGGAUCCCAUGAGUGUUGCCGAGUAUCGGCGCAGAUGCGUAGACGAACUGCGCUGCGGUAGUUUCCGCGAAAUCUUUGAUCGGGCAAAAGCCAAACAGCGGAAAGUUCUCGAGGAAUCCCGGGAUCUCCUGUUGCAGAAUUCAAGUCAUUUCAAUUCGUUUGACUUGAAAAAUCUGAUUUGCAUACAUCUGGCCCUCUCCUCGCUGGGAGAAAAGUCCGUGUCGGCUGACUAUGUGUAUCAGGAGUUCGUUCGUCCGUUCUACGCGAUGGAUCGACCUAAAGAUGAAAGCUGCUGGCCCUCAUUCUUGAUGACGAUGUUCUUGUGGCCUAUCACAGGUGUGGCGUCAGAAAGAAGAGACAGAUAUGAUUUAACAGAACACAUAACGGAACUGAAAAAGAGAUGGGAAGUCGAUCGCAAUUUCUCAGAUGCACGGCUGCCACAAGUUUAUGAAAGAGUCAGGCGGCAAAUCAAAUCUCAGAUGAGACCCCGUACGCAUUUCUUUCUGGGCCAAGGCGAAGAUCUGCAGGUGUUUGCUCACAUCACCGAGCUUAGUGCAACUCAGGGUAAGCUCGACAGACGCGAUGCCGGCGACGAUUCCUUUUGGCAGUCUGAACUCGUCAAAGAAAGGCUGGUUCGUUUGGAAGGCACGCUGCUGAAUGCCACUUCCCUGUUGCAUCGCUUUCACAAAGACAAAGACCCCAUCGACAUCAAGUUAGCUGUUCCCUACGAAAAGCUUGCAAGUCAGGAGUCUGUCACCUUCUACCUGGGGUUCAGCUGGAACGGGCCUGUCGCAUAUGAUGUGACAUUAUCGACGGAUACAGAGUGUCGUGACGAUCACACAGUGCAACCAUCUUUUCAUCAAGCCUACCCGAACCACAUCUUGCCGUCAGGCAAAUCUAAGGUCUCGCCGUCUGAUAACCUAUCCAACAUCGGUAAGCUUCAGACGGAGCGUGAAAAGGUGAACAAGAAGAUCGAAGAACUCUCGUCUGCAUCUUUGCAAGAUAGUGAAAAGAUGAAACGGGGCAAGGAUGAAGAAACCAUCCGCAAGAGGCGGACAUACAAGCGUCAGCUGAAGAAAGAACUGAAAAAACUGAAAAAAGAACUCCAGCGUGUGUGGCAGCAAGACGACAUCUACGAUGAUGGAUAUUACUAG
Molecule: messenger RNA, 5247 nt
Organism: Patiria miniata (bat star)
Lineage: Eukaryota; Metazoa; Echinodermata; Asteroidea; Valvatida; Asterinidae
Product: sterile alpha motif domain-containing protein 9-like
Exons: 5
Coding region: 1-5247 (1748 amino acids)
Cellular component (GO): cytoplasm
Molecular function (GO): protein binding
Source: RefSeq, a predicted model, not a curated record